Thalassophryne amazonica is the source of this 1167-nucleotide messenger RNA. RefSeq names its product testicular acid phosphatase homolog. Lineage: Eukaryota; Metazoa; Chordata; Actinopteri; Batrachoidiformes; Batrachoididae. The transcript is spliced from 10 exons. Gene Ontology annotation, cellular component: postsynaptic membrane; lysosome. Gene Ontology annotation, biological process: negative regulation of ERBB4 signaling pathway; regulation of neuronal synaptic plasticity; peptidyl-tyrosine dephosphorylation involved in inactivation of protein kinase activity. Gene Ontology annotation, molecular function: receptor tyrosine kinase binding; acid phosphatase activity; protein tyrosine phosphatase activity. The coding region runs from base 1 to 1167 and encodes 388 amino acids. The record is from RefSeq and is a predicted model, not a curated record.
AUGACUUUUCAGGUGUUUCGACAUGGCGAUCGUUCGCCUAUUGAGUCGUAUCCCAGAGAUCCUCAUGGAGAAGACGUGUGGGCUCAGGGCUUUGGACAACUGACUGAGGUAUUGUCUGGCAUGAAGCAGCAGUUUGACCUCGGCCAGUUUCUCAGGAGGCGCUACGGAAACUUCCUCAAUGAUGACUAUGACACCCAACAGAUAUAUGUGCGGAGCACAGACUACGACCGCACUCUGAUGAGCGCCCAGGCCUGCCUCGCUGGGAUGUUUCUGCCAUCCAGACGACCACCUCCAAUUGCGCCCCAGUUACUGUGGCGGCCUAUUCCCGUGCACACCAUCCCCAGGUCUCAGGACAAGCUGUUGAAGUCUCCUGGGAAAGAUUGCCCAAGAUUGAAAGCACUGAUGACCGAGACCUUUGAGAGUGCACCCUACCAGACUUACCUCAAGGCUCACAAGCAGUUUGUGGAGGAAGUUUCUAACCACACCGGCUACGCCCCUUCCAAACUGGUUGGGAAAAAAAUAUGGAGGGUCUACGAUACUUUAACAUGUCAGAGGAUCCAUAACUUGACUCUCCCGCACUGGGCUACCCAACGCGUUCUGGACACUCUGAAGAAAAUUGCAUCCUUCGAGGUUACGUACAGCAUCCUGAGUCACAAGCGGAAGGAGAAGGCCAGACUCUCGGGAGGGGUGCUACUGAAUGCCAUCGUGAAGAAUUUCUCCAAGGCUGUGGAGCAAGGCAGCACACUCAAGUUCAUCAUGUACUCGGCUCACGACUCCACUCUGAUCACCCUGCAGGCAGCUCUGGAUGUCUACAACGGCUUUCUUCCUCCUUACGCUGCCUGCCAACUCUUUGAGUUCUACCAAGAGUAUGACGGAUCCUAUUCACUGGAAAUGUACUAUCGGAACGACUCCUGGCGUGACCCGUUCCCCAACCCGGUGCCGGGAUGCAAAGGGCUGAACCCAUGCCCUUUGUCCGUGUUCACUGAGCUGCUGCGGGAUGUGAUGGUGGACGACUGGGAGGCCGAGUGUGGGCUCAGAACAAAGUGGUCAAGUACAGGUGUCGUAACAGCUCUUGCAGUGGCUGUGGGUCUCCUGGCAGUGGCGCUGUUGGUUAAUAUAGGAGUAGUAAUCCGUAGUAGGAAAGCACACUACUCCAGGGAGGUGUAG